Molecule: messenger RNA, 1924 nt
Organism: Ruditapes philippinarum (Manila clam)
Lineage: Eukaryota; Metazoa; Mollusca; Bivalvia; Venerida; Veneridae
Product: equilibrative nucleoside transporter 1-like
Exons: 15
Coding region: 200-1804 (534 amino acids)
Biological process (GO): nucleoside transmembrane transport
Cellular component (GO): plasma membrane
Molecular function (GO): nucleoside transmembrane transporter activity
Source: RefSeq, a predicted model, not a curated record
CUACAUAUAUUAACUCAAAGUAAAUAAAGUUUGCAUUAACGUAUGUAUGUAAGGAGUUUUAUAUGUGUAUUAAAAUAAGAUGUAUAUUUGCUGUUUUUUGAGUUGAAGAUAAGAGAAAAUGAAUAUAUAGCAAGAAUAAAAACAUAACACAAGACAAAACAAAACAAACAAAAAAAAAACAUAAGAAAAACGUUAAACCAUGACGACGAACUACCAGCAUGACAGUCGUACGAACAAUGGUGUGAUAGAUUCGUAUCCACCAGACGACAGUGGUAUACAGCUCCUGUCCUAUACAACACGACGCAACAAACCCAACACUUCUGAGAAUAAUGCCAUUAAUCAUAAAGAAUUUGGAACCCCAGAUGAGAAGAAAAAGUUUAUUCCAACAUAUUCGGACGUGGUAAAACUUGAUCCCGGCUUAGAGUCUGUUAACAAAAGUCGUGAAUUAUACAAUACAGAACAGCAAGAACUCGACCAACCACCGCCUGACAGAUACAGAAUUGUGUUUGGAAUUUUCCUUAUUCAUGGAGUGGGUAUCCUAAUGCCAUGGAACAUGUUUAUUACUGCAAAAUCGUAUUUUGAAGACUACAAAUUAAACACGCCCACCAGCAGAGACGCAGUAUAUCGUUCCGAGUUUAUGUUUUACUUGGGUAUCGUAUCACAGGUGUCGUCUGCAGUGGUCAGCUGUGGAAACACUUUUUUCCAGUUUGGAGGAAAGGCUUCAACAACAAGGGUUGCUAUUGCCUUGUUUUCUAUGGUUAUGAUCUUCAUAUUUACGGUGAUUCUUGCAAUGGUUGACACAUCCGGAAUCCCACUUAUUUUCUUUGGUCUUACUCUUGCAUCAGCGUCACUCUUGAAUUGUUGUGGUGGCGUGUAUCAGAACAUAACAUUUGGUAUGGCAGCUAUUCUACCGAUGAAAUAUACCAACGCUAUUGUUUUAGGAUCGAAUCUCAGUGGAGUGUUUACUUCAGUGAUUAAUAUUUUGUCAAUAGCAGGAUCACCGAACCCCAGAACAGCUGCUGUGUACUAUUUUAUCGUCGCUAUAAUCAUCCUCUUAGUAGCGUUUGACUGUUACUUUUUACUCCCGCUCACAAAAUAUUACCAGUACUUCAUGAACAAAGUGCACGGUUCAAAAGAUGAAGACAAGAAAAUGCUUUGUGGCGAUUAUCUUAACGCAUUUAUUGAUUCUUGCAAAACGUAUGGGGUAGUUAUAAAGAAGAUAAAACUUCAGUUAUUCGGAGUAUGGUGUACGUUUUGUGUAUCGCUUAUGUUAUUUCCGGCAAUACAAAGCAAUGUUAAGAUGGUCAGACAAACAUUUGUUAACGACAAUGGGACAGAGACUGAACAAACUAUAACUUUCAGUGAAGAAUUUGAAAUGAAAGGCUAUUGGACAUCUAUAUUUACAUUCCUCAGCUUUAAUCUGUUUGCAUGUCUUGGAAAUCUUACAUCAGAAUGGAUCAAAUGGCCUGGUCCCAAUCGUGUCUGGAUUCCUAUAGUGCUGAGGGCUUUCAUAUUGAUUCCAGUAUAUCUACUCUGUAAUUACCAACCAAUCGGAUUUGAGCGCAAGUUCCCAGUAUAUAUACAAAAUGACGUGGUUUUUAUAAUAGCGGGAGUUGUCAUGGCAUUCACGAGUGGUUACUAUAGCAGUCUUACCAUGAUGUAUGGACCAAAAGAAGUGGAACCUUCUAUGAUGGGUAGAGCAGGUAUGAUGAUGGCGUUCUUCCUCGUUCUUGGAAUCACUUCCGGUGUAAACCUGUCAUUAUUGUUACAGAGACUUGUUACAACCAAAGCAGAAAUAGGAUAAAACAGAACUCGGAAGGAUAUAAAAACAACAACUGCCCAUCAUCUUCAAGUUAUUACUUUAUAUAAUGUGGUUUAGACUUGUUCGGCAAUAACCAGUCUGAAUAAAUGUACGUUUUUGUGU